AUGAUAAAUGAUCGCAAAGAUCCAAUAGUAUUUCAAGUAAUUAUCAAAUAUUAUCUUAAAUCGAGAGCCAACUUUGAUAUUUCUGCAAUCCAACUUUUUAGUCUUAUAAGUCUAUAUUGCUAUUUCAGAUAUAGAAGUGGACGCUGAUUAAUUCCUUGCUGCUUUCUCCUUACAGGAAAUAUAAUCUAUGCAUCAGCAUAUUACUUACAGUCUUUAAGAAUGGCUAUUUUAUUUGAUUAUAUAAAGAAUAAGAAUUGAAAAGUUUACGAUGAAUUUUUAGAUCUUAUGUAUAGUAGCCCUAUAAUUGACUAA
Molecule: messenger RNA, 312 nt
Organism: Blepharisma stoltei
Lineage: Eukaryota; Ciliophora; Heterotrichea; Heterotrichida; Blepharismidae
Source: the annotation of a GenBank genome assembly